Tachysurus fulvidraco (yellow catfish) is the source of this 3285-nucleotide messenger RNA. It is a transcript of the gene paics, whose product is annotated as phosphoribosylaminoimidazole carboxylase, phosphoribosylaminoimidazole succinocarboxamide synthetase. NCBI's taxonomy places the organism in Eukaryota, Metazoa, Chordata, Actinopteri, Siluriformes, Bagridae. Bases 16 to 3129 code for a protein of 1037 amino acids. Gene Ontology annotation, biological process: 'de novo' IMP biosynthetic process. Gene Ontology annotation, molecular function: phosphoribosylaminoimidazolesuccinocarboxamide synthase activity. The record is from RefSeq and is a predicted model, not a curated record. The transcript has 15 exons.
UUCUAGCUCAAAAGCAUGGAACUUAGUACAGAGCACAAAGCAGGCAGAGAGGAGGAGGAGAGCCAAAGAGAAGCAAAUAGUCGGUGGGGAGGGGAAGAGGUUAGAGCUUUGCUAGUGGUGUGGAGGGAAAGAGAGGCCUGGGAUGAGACUGAGAGCAAGGCCAAGUAUGAGGCCAUCUCGAGCCGCCUAAAAGAGAUGGGCGUGCACAGGGACAGGCUGAGCUGCCAGGCACAGAGCAGAGCCAUGGCACUACCUGAAUGGAGACCUCCAGCCAUUCGUACGUCGCUGGACAACACCAUAACCCAAAGGUCUUACGAGAUGGACGAGGAACAGAUCAGUCCUGCCAGCAGGAGACAGGGCAACUCUUCUCUGAGCAACUUUCAGGAGGGGAGUGCAGAUCAGCAUUUUGUUCCUCUCUCAGGUAUGGAGGGAGGGAGACACUGGUCUGAUAAAGAGAUUCGGGCUCUCCUUAACAUCUGGGCUGACAGGGAAAUGCAGGUUCGGCUGCAGAGCACCCACCGAAACAAGGCCAUCUUCCAGGAGAUGGCACGCCGCCUGGAACUCCAGCAUGGGGUCGUGCGGGACUGGAGACAGUGUCGCACCAAAUACAAGAACCUCAAAUAUGACUACAAGGUCAGCAAGAAUCAAGGUCGAACAAUGCGCUUCUUUGCAGAGGUGGAUGCAAUCCUGCAGGGCAAGGACAUUGAGGAUUUCCUAGAAGAGGAAGAGGAUUCUCCCAGGAAAGAUCCAGAGGGAGACCAAGCAGAUGAAAGAAGAGAUCCAGGAGAAGCUAACUAUAUUAAGAUUGAUGAUGAUGAGAGUCUGGCAGAUAUGCAAACAAUAAUAAAUACCGGUUCUCAUCACCUCAUGACAAAAGAUACAGGUUCAAGUGUAUCACCAGGUGCUAGAAGGACUUCAGACGAGGAGAACGUGAUCACCGUCCAUGAUUCGGGCCGAAAUUGGUCUGAGGAAGAAGUGGCAGCGCUGCUUAAUAUCUGGGCUGAGGAGGGAAUUCAGCAGCAGCUGCAAGGCUCGACUCGAAACAAGGACGUGUUUGUGCAGAUAUCUCGCCGUCUCCUUCAGCAGGGUGUAGAGAGGGACUGGAAACAGUGUCGUACCAAAUACAAGAACCUGAAAUAUCUGUACAGAUCCUUGCAGAGGGGCAAGGCUGAUAUCGGAGACACCCGGCGCAUCAUGAAGUUUUAUACACAGCUAGACAACAUUCUGUCCCGGCCAGUCAGAGGCCUAUACAGAAACCAGGAGAUGUUCAGUCCUCCCACGUUAGACGAGCACUCCAUCUGCGAGGUGCCUGCACAUGAGGACAGUGACAUCAUUGCCAUCGGUUAUGAUCAGCGGGCCAUGGAUGAUACCAUGUUUAGAAGGUCUCCAGGCUUUGGCGCCGCUAGAACAGACAGCAUUUUGAGGCCAGAGGAACUCCCUGAGACAGACUACGAAACAGAGGAUCAGUUAAAUGACAUGCUGGUGAGGUCUAAAGAUACAAGAUACGAGGAACAGCCUUUGUCCAGACAUUCUAUUACAGCAGGUACAUAUGAAAGACGCCAGGAAUAUAACGGAAACUCAGGUGAUGGAGAGACAACAUUCACAGAAAGAGAGCAUGCUGUGUCACGAAGAGGAAAAAAGCGGAAGGCCACAGAGGAAGAUUACAGCAUUUUGAACAAAAGGUUUCAGGAAAGUGUUGAUGACGGAGACAGCAGCACAGACUGGUCUGAGCACAUCGACUAUCAGUGCAAAGAGGAGCAGGAUCAGUACAUUCCGAUUAUGGAGAUCAGCUCUGUGCGCUCUAUGGCCGACAACACCGAUAACCUGGACAAGAAAAUUGUAACCGAAAUGGCGUCGACAGGAGGAGAUCUGAAGCUUGGCAAAAAGCUCAGCGAGGGCAAGACCAAGCAGAUCUUUGAGCUGCUAGACAUCCCAGGCCAGGUUCUGGUCCAGUCCAAAGACCAGAUCACGGCGGGCAACGCAGUGAGGAAAGACCAAAUGGAGGGCAAGGCAGCAAUCUCCAACAAGACCACCAGCUGUGUCUUCAAGCUCCUACAUGAAGCUGGAGUUAAGACUGCAUUUGUAAAGCAGCAUUCGGAGACGGCGUUCAUAGCCAGCCACUGUGAGAUGAUCCCCAUCGAGUGGGUGUGUAGACGAAUCGCCACGGGCUCCUUCCUAAAAAGGAAUCCGGGCGUCAAAGAAGGCUAUCGCUUCUCACCACUGAAAAUGGAGAUGUUUUUCAAGGAUGAUGCCAAUAAUGACCCGCAGUGGUCUGAGGAGCAGCUCCUAGCGGCCGCCUUCGAUCUGGCAGGCCUGAAGAUCGGCCGCUGUGAGGUGGACAUCAUGAGUAAGAGCACAGUGGCUAUCUUUGAGAUCCUGGAGAAGGCCUGGGCCACCCAGAACUGUACGCUGGUAGAUAUGAAGAUCGAGUUUGGUGUAGACGUGUCGACCAAGGAAGUGGUGCUGGCUGAUGUGAUCGACAACGACUCAUGGAGACUCUGGCCGGCUGGAGAUCGCAGCCAACAGAAAGAUAAGCAGGUUUAUCGUGACUUAAAAGAGGUCACACCUGAGGCCAUGCAGAUGGUCAAGAGAAACUUUGAAUGGGUGGCUGAAAGAGUACAGCUGCUCCUGGAGUCACAGGCGAGCGGGAGAGUUGUUGUACUGAUGGGCUCUACAUCUGACAUGGCUCACUCUGAGAGGAUUCAGAAAGCUUGCGGCUCCUACGGGAUCCUCUGCCAUGUCCGUGUCACGUCUGCGCAUAAAGGCCCUGAUGAGACCCUUCGCAUCAAAUCAGAAUAUGAAGGUGAUGGCGUCCCAACCAUUUUUGUAGCCGUAGCAGGGCGGAGUAAUGGUUUAGGUCCGGUGAUGUCAGGAAACACAGUUUAUCCUGUGAUUAACUGUCCUCCUGUUACAUCAGACUGGGGAGCUCAGGAUAUCUGGUCAUCUUUACGCAUGCCCAGUGGUCUGGGCUGCUCAACAGUUCUCUCUCCAGAUGCAGCUGCCCAGCAUGCCGCUCAGAUCCUGGGCCUGACUGAUCACCUGGUGUGGGCUAAACUGCGUGCCUCUAUGCUCAACACCUGGAUCUCUCUGAAGCAGGCUGACAAGAAGCUUCAGCAGUGCAGCAUCUGAACACACAGCACUUCCGUUUUAUUUUAAGCCAUUCCUGCUGUUUAACCAUUCCAUAACACACUACCGCUAAGGCAUUUCACAUUAUUGAGGCUUGUCAUCUAGAGUCUGAAAAUAAUCUCUGUUGUAGAUGGAACUAAUAAAUGCAUUUACAGAAAA